UUUUUCGUAGUAUUUUACGCAAAUCAUUAGUUUUGUUUAUUGCUUUUUGAUACAAGUACAAUAUAUGCUAUUUUUAAUUCAUCGUCUGCCUGCUUUUUGUUGAUAAUAUCUUCUAACACGUCUUAGCAUGUCUAUUGUUGUGGAUGUUUUCUACAGCAGUUAAAGUUCUAGUUUAAGUUAAUCUUUCAACUGAUCGUUGACUGUAAAUGUAUUAAGAGACUUAAGUUCAGAAUUAUAAUACUAGUAAUAGUAAUAAUAAUAGAGUGAUGGAGGCUCCGCCGGUUACUGUGAUGCCCGUCACGGGUGGAACUAUAAACAUGAUGGAGUAUCUUCUGCAAGGCAGUGUACUGGACCAAUCUCUGGAGAGUCUCUUGCAUCGCCUCCGGGGCCUGUGUGAUAACAUGGAGCCUGAGAGCUUUGCUGAUCACGAGUUGGUGUAUCUCCUGAAAGGUCAGCAGGGCAACCCGUUCAUCCUGCGUGCCCGCCGCUCGCUCCUCGACCCCUCCGUCCCCUGGCACCUGCGCUAUCUGGGUCAGCCCGAGGUGGGCGACAAAAGCCGUCAUGCCCUGGUGCGGAACUGCGUGGACGUGGCAGCCUCGCACAGCUUGCCUGACUUCCUCAAUGAGAUGGGCUUCCGCAUGGACCAUGAGUUCGUGGCCAAGGGUCAGGUGUUCCGGAAGGGUGUGAUGAAGGUGGUGGUGAGCAAACUGUCGCGUGUGCUGGUUCCUGGAAACACGGAUAACACGGAGCCGCUCUCUCUGUCGUAUCUUGUUGAGCUGAGCGUUCUGGCUCCUGCGGGACAGGACACUGUGUCUGAGGACAUGAGGAGCUUCGCAGAACAGCUCAAACCUCUCGUUCACCUGGAGAAGAUUGAUCCCAAAAGACUCAUGUAGAGAACAUGACCUACAGACUGAGAUUUUUAAUUCGGUGAAUAGGUGUUAAGACUGCAUUUAUUUGGAAUAUUUUUGAUGAUUGUUUUCUUUUUUUGUAAUUGAUGAAAUGCUAAUUAAAAUCUUUAAAUAAAAAUAUUCAUUCAUUCA
Molecule: messenger RNA, 1040 nt
Organism: Danio rerio (zebrafish)
Lineage: Eukaryota; Metazoa; Chordata; Actinopteri; Cypriniformes; Danionidae
Gene: med18
Product: mediator of RNA polymerase II transcription, subunit 18 homolog (yeast)
Biological process (GO): regulation of transcription by RNA polymerase II
Cellular component (GO): mediator complex; nucleus
Molecular function (GO): transcription coregulator activity
Source: RefSeq, marked provisional